Messenger RNA from Oncorhynchus gorbuscha (pink salmon), 2719 nucleotides. Its product is annotated as claudin-12-like. Gene Ontology annotation, cellular component: plasma membrane. The record is from RefSeq and is a predicted model, not a curated record. Lineage: Eukaryota; Metazoa; Chordata; Actinopteri; Salmoniformes; Salmonidae. The coding region runs from base 205 to 1230 and encodes 341 amino acids. The transcript is spliced from 3 exons.
AUGAACGCGCGGGUGACGUCAUAUUCUCUUGCCGACCACGGGGACGCGCAAGAAGCGAGUGCGCUAAGGACGGGAAGCAGCUCCUUGGAACUGAAAAACUCAACAACGAAUUGGAAUGGCUGCGAUUUCGCCCUAAUAAACGCGUUAACGUUACAAAAAUCAAAGAACAGGAAGUCCUGUUGACAUCACCUCCUGUCUGCGGCAAUGUCGUGCCGGGACAUCCACGCCACCAAUGCCUUCUCCUUCAUCAUCGCCUUCAUCUCUGUUGGCGGCAUCGCUGUGGCGGCGCUGAUCCCACAGUGGCGAGUGACACGGCUUGUCACCUUCAACAAAAACGCUAAGAACAUCAGUGUCUAUGAUGGCCUGUGGGCCAAGUGUGUGAAACAAGAUGGCUACUCUGGCUGCUACUACUACGACUCAGAGUGGUAUUCUAAAGUGGACCAGUUGGACCUGAGACUGCUCCAGUUCUGCCUACCGACUGGGCUACUGUUUGGCUCCCUGGCCCUGGUGCUGUGUAUGGCAGGCAUGUCUAAGACAUGCUGCUGCUCUGAUAAGGCUGAGACAGACAUCAAGAAUACCCGCUGUUUGGUCAACAGCGCAGGCUGCCACCUAGUGGCCGGUAUGUUCCUGUUCCUGGGUGGUGCUAUCGCCCUGGCGCCUUCCGUGUGGUUCCUGUUCCGGACCAAAGAGAUGAACAUCAGGUACGACCGCAUCUUCUCAGACGGAUUCGCGGUCUACGUGGCCAUCGGCUGUUCCGGCGGCCUCAUGCUCGCCGCCCUGCUGAUGUUCAUGUGGUACUGCAUGUGUAAGAAGCUACCCUCUCCCUUCUGGCUGCCUCUCCCCACACUCCCUAACUCCCUCUCCACCCAGCCCCUCACAGCCAACGGCUACCCCCCUUCCCCUGUCUACGGACCCCCUCAGACCUUCCCUCCACAGGGGUACGUCCCCACUGUGAUGGAUGCCCAGCCCUAUGCUCCCUCCCAGGGCUACCCUCAGAGUGUAGCCCCACUGGCCCAGCAGCCUCAGCAGGUCUAUAUGUCCCAGAUGUCAGCCCCGGAUGGGUAUGGGUCAGAGGUGGGUCAGAACCAGGCUUACAGCUAUGCCCCGUCCCAGAGUUAUGCACCCUCUCAGGUGGGCUACGCCCCCAGCUACAUAGGCCACCGCUACUCCACACGCUCACGCAUGUCUGGCAUAGAGAUAGACAUCCCUGUUCUAACACAAGGCCUCUGAGGGAGGGCUGCUGCAAGAACACUGAGUCCUGGUUCCAUUUAGCUGUCCUGUCUCCUGUAAAGGGUGUGUACUGUCAGUGAAGGAUAUGACUGUUGGUCAGUCUGCACUAGAAAUACAACUGUGUGUCACUCAACCAAGCACUGCACUGUUAGACACAGUUUAGUAUGCAGGCUCCACAUCUGGUGAAAGGACACCAGAGAUGCCCCAUAAUGAAGUCUGAAUUCACUGUUAUAUUUUGAUUGAAAACAAUAUUUUCUAAUCACACCGAUUUGUACAUCUCUUCUUAAUGUAAAUCUGCUUGAAACCUCAUAGCAGUUCUACACUGUAUAUUGUUCACUAAUAUUUCAAAAUGAACUAAACUGUACUCUAACUGUGAGGUAACCUGAUGUAGUGAGGUAAAAGGGAGUGACACUAACUGACUGUGAUGUCUUUGUUGUGUUUUUUUAAUGUGUGUUGUUCAUAUUGUUGGUAUGUGAAGAAAUGUAAAUAUAAUAUGCUAUGACAUGGGAAUGUCCUAAUGACUCAUUCUCUUUACCCAUCAACAGUACAGCAGUGGCUCUGAGGCCAUGACUUUUUAUAUGUACACAUAAAUUAGAUAAUUUUGUAUCUAAUUCACAUAUGCCACUGAAUAUCAAUCAAAUGUAUAAAGCCCUUUUUACAUCAGCACAUAUCAUGAAGGUGGUUGUUGACCUGUCUCCUUUGUUAAGGUGCCUGGGAGGUAUGAUUGAACCAGAACACAUACUGCUCCUCUGUGGCUCUGUCUGCUACUCAGACCAAAGGAACGUCAAAAUGAACAUCUUAUUUUAGCUCUGGAACACUGCCAUCUGUCGCCUGUCCUUUUUGUCAAAUUGUAUGUCUACACUGAGCUGUGUAAGCAAACGUAGAGCUACUCUUGUUUCCACUUCAUUCAUCCACUACUGGGCUCCUGAGUGGCGCAGCAUCUCCGUGCUAGAGGUGUCACUACAGACCCUGGUUCGAUUCCAGGCUGUAUCCAUGAUUGGGAGUCCCAUAGGGCGGUGCACAAUUGGCCCAGCAUUGUCUGGGGUAGGCCGUCAUUGUAAAUAAGAAUGUGUUCUUAACUGACUUGCCUAGCUAAAUAAAAAGUUAAACUGUCAUUGAUUUCACAUGAAGGGGGGGGGGGGUUCACUACACUGUAACAUCACAUUCCAUUGGCUGUGCUGGUUCUAAAAUGGUAGAACACUGACUGAAUGCACUGGGCCUCUUAUGAAUCUACAAUCUAGAGAAAGGAUUCUGUGAUUUAUGUUGCAUUCUAUCACUAAACACUAAACACAAACUGUCCUCUAAAUCGUGUGUUGACUUCCAUCUUAAAUACCCUUUGUAUCAGCCGUAACAUAUCCGACAUGCUCUCUCUGUUGCAGUACUGCAUGUACAGUCUAAUGUUCUUAUCUCUAUGGAAAAUGUCUUUGUUCACCAGACCCUUUUCUCAAUAGAAAGUGUAUCUAAUUAAACUGUGUUCCUCACCACGGCC